Propithecus coquereli (Coquerel's sifaka) is the source of this 1676-nucleotide messenger RNA. RefSeq names its product charged multivesicular body protein 6 (gene CHMP6). Gene Ontology annotation, biological process: late endosome to vacuole transport via multivesicular body sorting pathway; vesicle budding from membrane. The record is from RefSeq and is a predicted model, not a curated record. Gene Ontology annotation, cellular component: multivesicular body; ESCRT III complex. NCBI's taxonomy places the organism in Eukaryota, Metazoa, Chordata, Mammalia, Primates, Indriidae. The transcript is spliced from 8 exons. Bases 104 to 709 code for a protein of 201 amino acids.
CGGCGCCGGGCCCUUUGCGGCCGCCGUAACGGGACGGGCUCGGUCUACGGUGGCUGCCGGGACUGGGGUGCGGCAGAGGCGCGGGGGCCGGGCCGCGGCCGCCAUGGGCAACCUGUUCGGCCGCAAGAAGCAGAGCCGGGUCACGGAGCAGGACAAGGCCAUCCUGCAACUGAAGCAGCAGCGUGACAAACUCAAGCAGUACCAGAAGAGGAUCACCCAGCAGCUGGAGCGGGAGCGGGCCCUGGCCCGGCAGCUGCUGCGGGAUGGCAGGAAGGAACGGGCCAAGCUGCUGCUCAAGAAGAAGCGAUACCGGGAGCAGCUGCUGGACAAGACGGAGACCCAGAUCAGCAGCCUGGAGGCCAUGGUGCAGAGUAUAGAGUUCACCCAGAUCGAGAUGAAGGUCAUGGAAGGGCUGCAGCUGGGCAACGAGUGUCUGAACAAGAUGCACCAGGUGAUGUCCAUAGAAGACGUGGAGAGGAUCCUGGACGAGACCCAGGAGGCCGUGGAGUACCAGCGGCAAAUAGACGAGCUGUUGGCGGGAAGCUUCACUCAGGAGGACGAAGACGCCAUCCUCGAGGAGCUGAACGCAAUUACUCAGGAACAAAUGGAGCUGCCGGAGGUUCCUUCGGAGCCCCUUCCCGAGAAGAACCCAGAAAAAGUCCCUGUCAAGGCUAGGCCCAGGCAGGCGGACCUGGUGGCAGCUUCGUAAUGCAGCCUCCUCCUUCGGGGCUUGAGGGAUUCCCCAAGGACUGUGGCCACUGGGAGCCUGGGCUCGUGGCCAGCCCGACCGGGCUCCGUGGAGAUCAGCGUGGAUGGUGCUCAGGAGUGGAGCGCAGCGCAGGGCUGUCGUGUCAGGGGGACUCUAGUGCACCCUUCGCAGCUUAAAGUCUGGGUGCACGUGGGCGCUGCUGUCUUGCUCUCAUUUCUGGAUUAAACGGCAGCGGCCAGACCCUGGCCAGGCCGGCUUCUGGUGGCUGCAGCUCUGCCGUGGCCGGGCCAGGCUCCCGGUGCUGCUCACGCUGCUGCUCCUGACCCUGCGCAGUUCGUGCUCCUUUGCGGGGAAGGACCUUGGGGUCCCGCAUUUCCUUUUACUUCCUGCUGCUCCCAUUAGCUGGUGGAGGCUUCAGUUAAGGGGUCCCUGCCGUGGGCUGGCCUCCUGACACGCCUCAGUUUCCACGUAGGUUGGGGGUGGAAGCCCCAGUAAACUGGCUUUCGUGGAACCUCUGGGUGCCUCUGCCUCAGCACCCCAGACUCCAGCCUCUCGUUUGAGGGCAGGGGACCAGGGGCCAUCCUUGCAGGACUGACAAUUCCAGGAGCCGUGGCUUCACCCCUCGCCACUCGUGGGCCUGUACACAGUGGCUUGGCCCUGCUGAGAAUGGACAUCCCGACGGGGAGACGAGAGCUUGCUCCAGCAGGCGUGGCCCUGCAGUGCCUGUGGGCUCCCUGUGCGUGGGGCUUGUGGACCUGCAGAGACCCGGGUCCCUCAACCUUCCAGCUUCUGAGCCACCAGCAGCCAAGACAGGAGCCCUGGAGAGGACUUCUUGUGCGCAGGUCGGUUCUGUGAUUAGACAGUCUCGCCGGGAUGAGCCCUGUCUGUGACAUCAGCAGGAGCAGAGGCCCUGAGAGCCACCAAGGACAGAGGGGAGCUGCUUCCUUAACCCCCAAACAGGACAGCC